This is a messenger RNA of Hibiscus syriacus, 990 nucleotides long. Its product is annotated as spore wall protein 2-like. The transcript is spliced from 4 exons. Bases 1 to 990 code for a protein of 329 amino acids. The record is from RefSeq and is a predicted model, not a curated record. Lineage: Eukaryota; Viridiplantae; Streptophyta; Magnoliopsida; Malvales; Malvaceae.
AUGGCGUCGCCUUCAAACCCAAACUCCGGUCCUCCAUAUCAUCUGAGUAUUGGAACUCGUUACUUCUUAUGUAGUGGUUGCAAAACCCCGUACUCGACCCCGACAACUUCAUGGCGUUGUAUAAACUCUCUCUCUCUUUUAAUAUAUUUCAACGUGAGUACGAUGAAAUUCACAGGUCGAGAGUCCAUGAAUUGCCAGUCAAAUGUCAGUUGUAAAGAUUGCAACAAACACAUUGGAGAGAAAUUUAUUGUGGUUAGUGAUAAUGAUCCUCCUCCGCCUCGCCCUAUCCAUUGGAAGGGAAGCGAUCGGAUGCUGUAUUGGGAUGGAGAUCAGAUGCUUGAUGCUGCUGACUCACCUGCUGCCCAGCCUGUCAGGAAGACUUUUGUUUACGAUGGAACCCAGUUGCUUUAUAGUGAUGGAACCAUCCAGGGAAUCAAUGACAAUGAGGGAACUAGUGAGCGAACCGAUCAGGGAAUCAAUGCUGAAACCGACUUGGAAACUGAUGAGGAAACCGACGACGGAAGUAGCGAGGAAACCGGCGGUGGAACUAGCGAGGAAACCGACGAGGGAACUAGCGAGGAAACUGUCGAUGGAACUAGCGACGAAACUGACGAGGAAACCGGCGAGGGAGCUAGCGAGGACACUGACGAGGGAACCGGUGAUGGAACUAGCGAGGAAACUAACGAGGAAACCGGUGAUGGAACUAGCGAGGAAACUGACGAGGAAACCGGCGAGGGAACUACCGAGGGAACCGGCGAGGGAAGCAAUGAGGAAACCGCUAAGGAAACUAAUGAGGAAACCGACAAAGAAAUCGAGGAGGGAACCGACAAGGGAACCAAUGAGGAAACCCAUGAGGAAAUUGCUAAGGAAACUAAUGAGGAAACCGGUGAGGGAACCAAUGAGGAAACCGUCGGUGGAAUCGAUGAGGAAACCAGCGAGGGAACAAAUGAAGAAACCGGGAAGAAAACCGGAGAGGAAGAUCGCCAGUAG